Porites evermanni is the source of this 11793-nucleotide messenger RNA. The record is from the annotation of a GenBank genome assembly. NCBI's taxonomy places the organism in Eukaryota, Metazoa, Cnidaria, Anthozoa, Scleractinia, Poritidae.
GGAAGCGAGUGUAUAAAACGAAAACUAAAUAAAAUGGCUGCAAUGGAUGAAUCAAACAGUGGGCCAUAUGGAACCCUGACAAACUUCGAAAUCGAAAAGAAAAUUGGUCGCGGACAGUUUAGUGUGGUUUACAAGGCUCGUUGUGUUGCGGAUAAUUCAAUAGUGGCAUUGAAAAAAGUCCAGGUAAAUUUUAGUCUUGAUGAUCAAUAACUAUUUAAUGCUUUCUUCUAAAUACAGCUCAUGGCGGGUUCGAAUUUUCCUCCUUGAUGUUACUCUAGUUACGCAAGAAUUUUCAGAAAAUGUAUUUUCACAGUCCAGUUGACUUUGCUCAAAUAUUCAGUUAUUUUACAUCUUCCAAACUAGUAGAAAGAAAUAAAAAAAUUGGUCUCAAACGGUCGGCGUUCUGCAAGUUUUAAAUAUGUCUUAAGCUUUAAAUGCGCCCGGGAAUAGAAAAAUUUUUUUGCAAAAGGUUUUUAAAAAAAUUUUCUCGAACAUAAUUAAACAUCUUGGUGUGAAGUGAGAUCUCAUAAAGCAACCUCAAGGGCCUAAAUAUAGUUACAGCGGCAGGUGUCAUUUGUGUUUGCCUAAAAAAAUUGGAAACAUCUCUUCAACAUUUGCAUGCUUUAUGAGCGAGAAGAUUACAGUGUGUUUUUUUUUCUAUAAAUAAUUUUUUUGCUCUGCAAUUUUACAAAAUGAUAAGCUGAUGAUUUUAUUGGUCACUGAAAUAUCGGAUGUGUUAAUUGAUUCAAUAGUGUAGUACUUUGUCCUGUUGUGGCUAAUUUGACAGUUACCAAUACUUGCAUGAUUACUGAAUUUAGUGUCUGUGUAUACUGCAUGUGGUCACUCGUUGUGCAAAUUAUUUUAAAACAGGCAUUAACAGUGCCACCUGUCAAUCUUACGAUUAUACUACAUUUUUCACGUUCUUCAUGUUGAUUUAUCCUUCCUGUCCUAGAUUUUUGAAAUGAUGGAUCAUAAAGCCAGACAAGAUUGCUUAAAAGAAAUUGAUUUACUUAAGGUGCGCCAUGAACAGUUUCCAAGAAAUUUAUAUCAUUAAUGUUGUUUGUGCUUGUAGUGUAAUAGUAGCCUGAAUUUCAGUGACAAAUUCCCAAGAGAGCUGAAGUCUGAAUCAAAGAUAUGCAUCCAACAAGUUUAGUGUCAAAAUUGUCCAUUCGUAUGCCUACCUGUUCAUGUUAGAGGAUGUGAAAUGUUACAUUUACUUGCUUGGUGUCCAGGGUAUAUGCAACCUGUUUUAACUCGAUAUUAGAAAUCUGUGUUAUGGUCAAUCAACAGGGUACCCGUUGACCAGUGUCACAUGACUGUAUCACAGGUUCAGGCAUUCAACUCGUUGAAGUGAUGUUUUUUAAGUUCUCAGCUGACCAGUUAUUGUUUUUCAGUUAAUUGCAGGCUCAAAUUCCUUUUUUGGCAGGCUCAGGACCAUUUUUUCUUUCUUAUGGCCAAAGUUGAAUUCGAGAGCUUCACUGAUGGCCUGGCUAAGGCUACCGUAAAAUUCUGAAAAUAAGCCCUGGAGCGUAUAUUUUUCAAAGGCCCUUUUUGAGGGGCUUAUUUUUGUAGGGGCGUAUAUUCGGAGGGGCUUAUAUUUGGAGGGGCUUAUCUAAGGAGGGAAAUUUGGGUUUCAAAAUUGAUAGGGUUAGCCUUACAGUUUUUUGCUUUGUUUUACUUUGUAUUUGAGGGCAAUUUUCCAAGUACGAGCUCCCGGUGGGCUUAUAUUUGGAGGGGCGAUUUAACGGAGGGUUUUUUGCGUUACCGGUUUGGGGGGCUUAUAUUUGGAGGGGCUUAUACAUGGAGGGGCUUAUUUUCAGAAUUUUAUGCAAUUUAUGGUAUUUAGUAUUUAGCUAAAAUCCAACUAGUGGUCUACUAUCAAUGCUGCGUUCUGAUUGGUUGAGCUACUACUAACCCCCAUGUAGCGAAAAGCGCGGGCUUUUUUGCGGCAAAAAAGGAUUAAAGUCUAGCUUUUAACUAGCUAAAAUUUUUUUUAUUCUCAAUAUUUUUGACCAACUAGUUAGAAUUUACCAAAAAAAUUAUUCCUCUUGCCCUCAUGGCCUCUGAGUCAAUAGCCCACUUGGUCUUCGGCCUCAUGGGGUAUUGACUCAGAGCCCAUUCGGGCUCAAGGAAUAAUUAUUGUUAAAUAAUAUUCCUUUUGUUUUGUUUCUUCAGCAACUCAAUCAUCCCAAUGUGAUCAAGUAUUUGGCAUCUUUUAUUGAAAAUAAUGAGGUGGGCUACUGUAUAUAGAGAUAUAAAUCAAUACUUUUGAAAUUCAAGUAAAACUUAGAUUUCCGAUUGUUAAUUUUACACUUGCAGGGAUGUCACUAAGAUUUCAAGUUGCCGGGUAAAUGCAACAAGUAGGCAGGGAAUCAAACAGCUAGGGAUUUCUUUUGGUUCUGUUUUUCUUCUCUUUUCCUUUGAAAGUAGCCGGGGGCCACAUUCAUAGUAGCCGGAGGAAAUCCCCGCCCCCCAGCCCUUAAUGACAGCCCUGAGUUGCUGUAGUGAACAUUAUAAUAGUAAUCAAUUCUUUUCUUUUUUUUUUCUUCUAACAGCUUAACAUUAUAUUAGAGUUGGCUGAUGCAGGUGAUUUAUCCAGAAUGAUAAAGGUAUGCUAUUUUUUUAUUACAUUAUAAGAGCAAUGCAAUCACUAUGGAACGUUGAGUGCUGAAUAUUGCAGACCUCUCUUAAAAUGUCUCUAUAGCAGCAAGGAGAGAUGGCUGUAUUUUACAGACUAAGUUUCUAUUAAUAUUGGUAGGGAUUUAUCACUGUCCAUGUUAUUGGGGUUUCCAUAAUAGCGAGAUGUUUAUGCAUCAGUCAAUUCCAGCUUCCCCCCCCCCCCCAAAAAAAAAAAAUGCUUAAAAUAACACUACUUGACUGUGCGAUCAAUAAAAAAUGUUGCAGUAUUGAUGGAGGACAGGCAUUUGCCCUCUUUUUUCAUCUCCAUCCUGGGGAAUUCGACAGCUCAAGAGUCCCCACCCCCGGGAAUUUGCCAUCCAAGGCAAACAAUUAAUGUUAAUGCGCGGAGGUCAGCCGCAGGGGGCUGGGCGCAGCUGGAAUUGACCGAUGCAUUACAAGGUGAAGGUUGACUGUUGUAGCUGCAAGACUUAGAUGAAAAUCUACAUGUAAAUCCCUUUUGAAAUUUUUCUGUUUUGUCUUAUAGCUCAGCUGAGCAUUGUCUCUCCGCUGGUAUUAAUAAGUUAAUUGCUGCCAGAGGGUUGUUUGUUAAUAAUAUAUUUUUUUGUUCCAACAGCAUUUUAAGAAACAGAACAGAUUAAUUCCAGAGAGAACUGUUUGGUAGGCAUAAUGGUGGUCUGUAGAUAUGUUUAUUAAAAAAGUUAUAAUCAUUUUACCCUUUUAAUAACUUUUUUCAAUAACUUUUUAUUUAUAAGUUUAUUUACUUGCUACACCAUAAAUAUAAUAGAAAUACCAAAAAAUAUAAGAUAAGAAAAGAAAAAGAGAAGUGGUGAGCUCGAGGGGACUUAACACUUUAGUAAGCUUACAUGUAUGAGAGGUUAAAGCUAAAACUUCAGUUUGCAUUAGAAGCCAACAGAAACUGAUCAUUGGGGUGAAAAAAAAUCUAUAAAGUAGGACUUAAAUUCACUUGGUAAAAAAAAAAAAGAGUGAAAAAAGAAGUGUUUUUUUUGCAGGAAAUAUUUUGUACAACUUACUGCUGCUCUAGCACACAUGCAUUCACGACGAGUUAUGCACAGAGGUGAGGGUUUAUUUGGAUUUUACACUAAAACACUUAGUUAUAGGGCUGCCUGAGGUACAGCUAAUCAAGUUUUUCGUGGCAAGUUGUCUCUGACCAAAAAAUACAAAAUGGCCGACGUGUGGCCCAGAAGGCAUUGCCUGUCCCCUUGCUCUGAGGACAAUGAUUUAACUUUUGAACUGGUCAUUUCAGAUAUAAAAAGGAAGAAUGGUACCAUCAAUUCCACCAAUUAUGAAUGUAAAUAAGCAAGUUACCCUUUUGAAACAAGAAAAGAUAGGCAUUAUUUUUAACUUGGGCAUUUCCCGAUGCAUCCUCUUUCCCCAAUCUCUCUGCCCCCAAGGUAUACUGUAACAUAACAGUAUAACGGACUAAUUUGAUGUAACUGGAAUUUCCAAAUUUGUUGUUCUUUGCUUUUAAAACAUGAGAGCGUCAACUUUUUGUAUUUUGUCAUAUAGCUACAGUAAUUUUCUGUUUCUUAAAGCACACAAAGCAAAAUGUGUUGUAGUUUUGUUUUGUCUGAUAUGUAUUGCACUUAAAGCUCAUCUAUCCAAGUGAAUAUGUUUCUGUUUGAUGGGGCAGCAGCUCAAUGUACCCCCAUGAUGGGGGUCUUGUUACUUUAUAAACUGCCAAGUUAAAUGUCAGCUGGUAGUAUUAUACAACUUUCCAUCGAAGGGGAGGUGAAUAGUGGUAGAUAUAUGCCGACACGCGAAGCAUUGAGGUAUAUAUCUAGCGCUGUUCACUGACCCUGAGGGGGAUAGUUGUUUUAGUAUUUACCAAUCAGUUGGAUACAAAUGAAGAAAUUAAAUAACUUUUUGUAAACUAGAAAAGUUACUUGGUAGGAACUUUGUUUACAAUUUAGAAACAUUUUGGGAAUUUUGUCAAGUGAUUUUUAUGACUUUUAUUGCCAAUUUAGCAUGAAAAGAAUUAAUUUUCUACCUACCAGUAAACACAGACAAGCCAAAAAUUGUCGCUUUUCUGGUAUUUUUUGUAUGACUGCUUCAUUUAUCGCUCAAAUUCCGUCUUCCAAAAAUGUCUUGAAAUGAGAUGACAUCUUGGCAAAACAGUAAAUAGCCAAGGAUAUCCCAAGUUACAGGAGCCAAUCAAAAUGUGCAAAAAUUGCUAUUCAUUGAUUUGGUAAAUACUAAUAAUAUUUAUUUUUCAGACAUCAAGCCUGCAAAUGUGUUCAUAACAGCAUCUGGUGUAGUCAAACUUGGGGACUUGGGACUUGGCAGAUUUUUUAGUUCUAAAACUACAGCAGCUCAUUCUCUUGGUAAUGUUUUGUACAAGUUACAGUGUAGUUGCUUAAGUUUUUCCAUUUAGCCUCACAGUCAUUUUGAAUCUACAGAGUACAGCGUACAUUACUCCAAGGGUGUUUAUUAGGCAUCAGAGCUCCAAAAAUUAUCUGUUUACAAUACAGAAAUCUCGGCUAAUUUUCUGUAGUCUAUGACUAUUUUUUUAUUCAGACUUGGAGCCUUUUUGAAAGUAUUCUGCUGUAACAUUACACCUUUCCCCUGCUACUAGAAUUCUUUACUAAUGAAGUUUUAACCCUGCCUCCCCUACCUCCCUUGGCCAGCCCAGCUAACAGGGCUGGCCAACCUCGUAUAAACAGGCGCUUAGUUCUUUUCUUUCAACUCUCCAGUGUUCAUCCGCUGCUAUAAUUUCCCCUUAAUUUCUUCCAUUUGUUCUUACCCACAUGGGUAAAUCUACAGUGUAUCACCCUUAAUUAAGUUCAGUGAUAACCUAUGAGUUUGUAAAUGGGGCUGUAAUGUGCCCUAGCAGGCCCAAGUCACCCUCUAAACAUUACCGUAAAAACUCGUGUAUAAGCCGCACUCGUGUAUAAGCCGCACCCCCAACUUUCAAGCAUGAUUUUGAAAAAAAAAACAAACCAAAAAUGCACUUUUGUAAAAAAGGUGAUCGUUUGUUCGCGCAUCAAAAUGUUCACAAAUAAACUUGAGGAAAUUUAAUGUUGUGUAUUUGCAGUGACAUUUUAAAUAAGUUAAUCAACUCUGAAAAUACCUUUUAAAAGGUUCUCUUUAAUCAAUUUCCCCAUUUCCUGCGAAAGACAACAGUUCUCUUCAUUGCUAAAGCCCACAGUUGAAAUGAUUGAUUGGCUAAAAAACAUUAUAGAAAGCCUGGGCCGAAUCACACAGUAGACCGCGAUCAGUAAACAACAUGGAAACGUUCGCUUCCGCAUCAGCUGUGCGUGGAUAUCAUGUUUAUAAAGACGUGUGGAAACCAUCGAUCGGGGAAAAGCUUGUUGCUAAACGAGAGUUUAACAGCCCAAUGGACAAACACGCCGUGAAAGUAGUGAAGGACGACGAAACGGUCGGCCAUUUGCCUCGCGAAUUCUCUCGAAUAGCGUGGUAUUUUCUUGCACGUAGUGGGGAAAUCAGCGUUGAAGUGAUCGGUUGCAGACGAUACUGUAAGCAGCUGUGCGGAGGAAUGGAGAUUCCGUGCCAGUUAGAGUUUAACUGCUCAAACAAAGUGCAGAUGAAACGCUUAAAAGAACUACUGGCGAGCAAGAUUCAGGUAUAGAACCUGAAGAUGCAAACAAACGGCUCUUUUAGGAGCCACCACUUCUACUGAAAGCAAUGAUCAACGACAGGUUUCAAUAUGUUUAAUCUUUAUUUACUGAAAGUUUUCAAUUCAAUUUGUGACCCCUACAAGCCAGUUUACUCCCUUUGAGAGCAAUGGUCUCGUGUAUAAGCCGCACCCGCGAUUUUUGACUCAAAAUUUCGGCAAAAAGGUGCUGUUUAUACACGAGUUUUUACGGUGCUUUUUUUCCCUUCUGGUUUUAAGAGGAAAUCUUGCCUUUGCACCAAGGAUUUUAGCUUGUAAAAUUAAUGAUUGAGAGGUUGGCCCUUUGGGCAUAUGUAUUAAAUAAAUAAAUUAAAUAAAUAAUGAUUUGGAGGUAGCACACCUACAAAGUGGUUCUUCGUCUACCUGAUUCCUGGUCAAAUUGGAAUUUGAAAAUGUUAGUUUUUGAGGAGAGGGGAAAACUGGAGUACCCAGAGAAUAACCUCUCAGAGUAAAGGAGAGAACCAACAACAAACUUAACCCAGAUAUGGCGUCGACACCGGGAUUUGAAGCCGGGCCACAUUGGUGGGAGGCGAGCGCUCCCACCACUGCACCAUCCCUUGCUCCCCUUGCUUAUUUCUCAUUAUUUUUCAUCCCUUGCUUAUUUCUUUUCAUAGAAUUGCCCUAGGUGGUGAAUCAUCGUUGUUUUACAAACAUAUCUUCACUGUUCAGUGAAUAUAUUGUGGCUCACUUUUAUGCUUGGUUUAAAUUUUAUUUCCCAUUGUUUUGGGGUAUGGUAAUAAGGGAAAUAAAAUUUAAACCAAGGGUAAAAUUGAACCACAACAUAUACAUUGUAGAAUAUUAAGAGGAUAUAUUUUAGAUAUAAACAGAAUUAAAGUGAUUUUUUUACUUUGCCUUCUUUAGUUGGUACACCUUACUACAUGUCACCAGAGAGAAUACAUGAAACUGGAUACAAUUUCAAGUCGGAUAUAUGGUCUUUAGGCUGUCUCUUAUAUGAGGUAAUUAUUAAUAAUAAUGAAAGGUCUACCUUUUCCAGUAGAUUUUGCUGAUGUUGUUUCUGAUUGUUUUGAAAAUAUGCCAGAUUAGUGAACUUACACAAUUAGAUGGCAGAAAAAAAAGAUGGCAAACCUUACAAAUGCAAACGAUACUUACUGUAUGUUUAUACAGAUCUUUUUGUAAAACACCAGAACUCUGUAAUAGACCAUGAUAAGUCACGCAAGUAAUAUUAUACGGUCAUGUUUGUCACACACAAACGUUCGGUCAUUCUGUUGCAUAAGCUACUGUCCAGUUGAGGUGCAAGCUGAUUAAUCGUUUCCCUAAUUAUUCAUUUCCUUUAUUUUUGUGACCUUUGAAAAUACCACAGGAAACCUGAACACUGUAUUAGCUAUUAUCAUAAGUAGUUUUUUUAACUUGCGUUAUGGAAGGGUUUUGAAGACGAUUUACCUUGCUCAGGUUUCAAAUGUUAAGUCUUGUCUGGCAUGCAACAGUUAUGUCUCAAGUUUCUGUUAUUAUUAAAUCUCCAAGUGGGAGACAAUAUUGGGGUUUACAGUCUAGGUAGGUCAAGCGUACCCCCCAAAGAUCUAUUAAUGAAUUGGUUAUUUGGAAAAUGAAUCCGUUAGUUGUUCCUGUAACUAGUGUCAAAGUCAAAUCGGCAUUCCUGCAUGCGUAAUGAGCAGUGAAUAUUUUACAAGAACUUCUCUGUAUCUGGUAAGAUAAAAAAUCUUUGAAUGGAUUAAAUUUCUUAGAAGACAUUCAUAUUAAAUUCAGGGAAACUGAGCUGAUAGGAAUAUCCUAACUGCCUCGCGUGUGAAUUCACGGCUCAUUACGCAUGCAAGAAUGCAGAGAUGAAUCUGAAAUCUACAACUACCGACGGAUUCAACUUUCGAAUAAUAAAUUCAUUAAUGGCAUCUUGGGAGGAAUGCUUGACCUGGCUUGACUGUAAUUUAACAGUCAAGAGAAGAGAAUAGAGAGAGCCUAUUUUCUCUCCUCUCUUCUUUCCCGAUGGGAAACUUGAGAUGUAACUGCUGCAUCCUAUGCCCAACAUGCCAGACAAGAAACAUUUGAAACCGGCAAGGUAAACCAUCUUUGAUCUGAUUCAAAUUGCUUCCAGAAAUACUCAUAAAGACUGUGGAACAUAAGUAAAUAGGAAUGCAUUGUGUGGUUCCAGAAAAUAUCCAGACCCCCACCACGGAGGGAAUUGGAAAUUCCAGGGGGGUGGGGGGGGGGGCCAGAGGCCCCGGAAAUUCCAGAAGGGAGGGGGGUUGGACCAUAAAAUCACUUUCCAGGGGGUCAAUAUCAUUUCGUUUUCAACCUGAGUUCGAAGAUCGCGUCUUACCGACCUGGUAGAUCAUUUUUAGGACAUAAAUAACUUGAAAUAUAUAACUUAAGAUUGUUCCUUUUGAUCUUAACCAGGUUUCCUUUCUUCCAAAAGCGUUUUGGAUGUAAUUUCAAAGGAAUUAGACCGACUACAACUCGUUUUAUCGCAUGCUCAUGUUUUCGGCCGCCAUUACUCGUUACCAGUCUCCCUCAAAACAUCAAUGCGUGCAACACAUCACAUUUGCGUCAGUCGAUCGUUAAGUAGAGUGGCAAUUUUGCCUCACGAAGCACAAGCUAUACAUUGUAACCAUUUUAAAAUGUAGAGUUUUUAUUCUCCUUUUCAUUUUCCCUUAAUUUUGUGGUUGAAGGUGUGGCAUGUUCAUGAUCAAAUUCUUGCUGAAAUGGUGUCCAUUUCACCAAACAUUUAUACGGCCAUCGCGCAUCAUGUCGCAUCAGUCGAUCGAAAAGCAGUAAAUUGAACUUGGUUUCCCUUCAAGAUGCAGGGGGUAUUCAUUGCUAUCAUUUCAGAAUUCAGAGUUUUUAUUCUUCUCUUUGUUUUGCAUUAAUUUUGUGGUCGUAAGUUUGACUUGUUCUGCAUUCCCGCACGAAAUGGCAUUAAUUCUAUCAACAUUACGCCCUUGAAGACGAAUAACAAAUCGUAAGCUUGCCCUGAUUAAGGUAAAUUCACAAAUAUAACAGACUUAUUAACUUUCUCUGUUUCAUUUAAAGUAAGAGAUAAGCAAAAAUAAAUUGCGGAUCAGGUUACUUUGUGGUUGGUGAAGUGUGUUUUAAUGUUGCGAUAUCACUCAAAUAAAUGGAAACAGAAGCAUACAAGCUUCUGAUGGAAACCGUUGUGCACUAACCAUAAUUGGCCUCAUUCUUCUACUUUAAUAGUCUUUCUUCGUGAAAAUGAACUUUUCCAGAGGGGUUGAGGGGUCUUUGUCACACUUGUGGAAAUUCCGAGGGGGUGGGGGGUCAUCAGUUCCCUGCAAAAAAGGAAAAUCCAGGGAGGUGGGGGGGUCCUAAGUGAAAUUCCUUCCGUGGUGGGGGUCUGGAUAUUUUCUGGAACUACACAUUAUGAAAUAGCUAGUGAAAUACAGUGUUCAGGUUCCCUGAUCAUAUUUACAUGGCGAAGGUGCAUUAUAAAGUUGUUGUUGUUAUUACUGUGAAAGUGUAGUAGAUGCAUGGUCGUUACAAGGGUUUAAUUUUAUGACUUUUAUUGUCUGUGUACCCAUGUCAACAGAUGGCAGCACUUCAAUCACCUUUCUAUGGAGAUAAAAUGAAUCUCUAUUCAUUAUGUAAGAAGAUAGAAAACUGUGAUUAUCCACCUCUACCAGCUGAGCAUUAUUCUCAAGAGGUAUAAUUUUAUAUAUGCUUGUCAAUAAUAUUUGUUUUGUUAACAAUGGUCAUGCAAGCUACUUUAUAAUUAUUCUUUUGCCAUGUUGAAUCGACAUGGUGAAAGGGGUCUACUUUACAUGAAAUAGGUGGCAGAAAAAUAAGUGUGUCCUUUGGGCAAGCAACUCUUGGAUUUCGCUUGCCCCAGGCAACAUACUUAACUUGUUUUAGUUAAUGAUUAGUCGUAGGAUGACUUGCCUAGUAUAUGUACCCUUCCUAGGGCUCGAAAAAAACUGGAAUUUCAUUUGUCCUUUGCCCGGCAAGAAGCUUUCACAUUUUCCUUGCCCGAGGCUACUUCUUGCUAGUUUUCAUAAAUGAUUUUGUCAGAGGAUGACUUGCCUUGACCCUGGUACAUUGGCCAAGUAAGCUUUAAAAAUUACUUGCCCAGCAAAAAAAAUUUUUACUGGAUGGCACUUUUUUGGAGCCCUGCUUCACUAUUGGACAAGUGAGCCCGAUGGGACCUUUUUUCCGAGCACUGCUUUGGAUAAAAUUGAAAUGUUCUGUUUCUUUAAACUCCAGUUCUUUGGAGCCUAUGACCUGGUUGCCCUCUCCUCUAAACGAGUACCAAUCUGUAACAUUUUUGGUCGUGAGAAAGGGGCAAACUCCGACAGUCACAGUUAAUUAAGGUGGCUUGAUAGGGUUUUUCAGGGUCAAUACCACCCAAGUUUGAGUAUAAACUACCUCGCUAUCAACAAAGAUUUGGAAAAAUAACCACCACGCCUGUAUUAGAUCAAGAUGAAAAAUUUUUAUGAUCAGGGUUACAGUGACAUCUGUUGUCAUAGCGACAAAAUGAUGCCAUUACCUAUUUUACUGGCAGCGGUAUUUCUUGGCACUGGGAACUGUUCUACCAAAAUCAUUCACGAGAGCUUUUUCCUCCAAUAGCUGCCUCAAUGUUUGUGGGGUUAGCCUGCAAGCAACUCUUCAUUGGGGGACAUCAUGAAAAGUAGACGUGCGAGAGGCACACCAGCAGGGAUGCAAAAGAAGGGGCGGGGGAGAGAAAGGAGAGCUUGCAACAAUCACUCUUUAAUUUUUUGGGUUAUCUUUGUGGUACAUUGUGUCAGCCUAAACCUACAAUAUCUUGGACGAAAAGUGUUAAAAAUGUUGCACUUUCUUACCCACAGAAUGCUCAUCCUGAUUAUUUGAUACCACUAUGGCCCCUCACCUAGCACCACCCUGGUCAAUGUUGUCCAGUCAAGGUCAGAAAUGGUCCAGCCAGACUUCAACAUUGUUUUACGGGGAAGUGGGGGGGGGGGGGGUUUUUUGUUUACCGGGGUUUUCCAGGCUUUUAUUUUGAAAUUAACAUUAGCAUGUCCCUUUUUCCCAGAAUAAACUUUGUUUCAAAGGUUUUUGGUUGAAGGUCUUGUUUUUUUUCAAACAGUGGCUUACUUUGGCUUUAUUUGCCUCAAUUCUUUACCAAUUAUAUGGGUGGAAAAGUCAUAAAAUUUUGUCUCUUUUCUCCCCCACGUAUGUCCCUCUGUUUUUUUUGUCCCCCCCGCCCCCCCCCCCCUCCCCCCCCCCUGUGGUUUUUUUCGUGUGGAAGGGGGAAAGGGGGCCCGCGCGUUUUUAAAUGUUUUUGUGGGGGGGGGGGGGGGGGGGGGGGGGAUUUGUAGUUACCAGUGCUUUCCAGAGCUUUAUCUUGAAACUAGACAUAGCAAUGUCCAUUUUUCUCAGAAUAACAUUGUUGUCAAAGAUUGUAGCUUGAAGCUCUGAUUUUCUUCCAACAGUUGCGUGACUUGGUCUGUAUCUGCAUAAAUUCUGAUCCAGAUAAGAGACCUGACAUCAACUACGUCAAUGAAAAGGCAAAAGAGAUGCAUGCUCUCCAUCUCCGCUAA